Messenger RNA from Seminavis robusta, 408 nucleotides. Lineage: Eukaryota; Bacillariophyta; Bacillariophyceae; Naviculales; Naviculaceae. The record is from the annotation of a GenBank genome assembly.
AUGUACUGUACCAGCCGAGAACGGGCGACCAUGGACGAAGAUCUGCAAUGCAUUGAUUGCGAUUCGACGUUUGUCUUCACGGCAGGACAGCAACAUUAUUUUGAGCAGAAAGGAUUUACUCCACCUAAACGAUGCAAAGAAUGCCGUGGGAAGAAGAAGGAGCUCCAUAACAACAUCUCGGAGGGCUUUCGCAACAACCAUGUCACAAGGAUCCCGGAUGGGAUUGUCAAGUGCUCUUGGUGUGGCAACGCAGGCCACAGGGAACCAUAUUGUAACUGGAAGAAACAGGCAACUUGCAAGAUGUGCGGUACGAUUGGAUGGCCUUCUGGUGCAGGGUUUGCAAGCGGAAUUAGAACCAAUUGCGUCCGCAUGGCUUGUGAUUGUGAUCAGCGUAAAGGUGCCAACUGA